AAAAGUUUUUUUACGUUUCAGAAAGUUUUUAAAAAGUCACCCUUUUCAAGAUGAAGUUACUUAUAUGUUCACUGCUGCUGCUGGUAAUAGCAACCGGUUACUGUCAAAAUCGCAGAUGGAUAAAUCAUUUUACAGAUAACCAGAAUACUUUUUCUGGAAGCUUGUACUGGGCAAUAUCUAAAGAAAAACCAAACAAGAACGUUCUGUUUUCUCCUAUCAGUGUUUCACAAACUCUUGGCAUGGUUUUAGCCGGUGCAAUGGGCAACACUUAUGAUGAGAUAACGCGCGCUUUACAGAUGACCGAUUUAACACCAAGUAGAAUACACACUUUAAUGAGAAAAACACGGAACAACGUGGUUAUGAGGCCUAACGGUCAAACUGUGAAAUUAGCGAAUUCGGUAUUUAUUGGAUCCAAUUACCCAGUCGUCCAGCAGUACAUCGAUUUGCUGAGACAGAACUACAAGUCGUCUGUUUUCCCAGUGAAUUUCCACAAUAGCAAUGCUGCAGCCAAUAUGAUAAACGAGUGGGUUAGUAAUAUGACAGAAGAUAAAAUCCGUGAACUUGUCGAUCCGAGCUCAAUAACUGCAUUUACUCGAAUGAUUUUGGUCAACGCCGUUUAUUUCCAAGCGGACUGGGCAAUUUCUUUUAGGCGUAUUCCGACGAAACAAAACUUUUUUCUUUCUAAUGGAACAACGGUGCAAGUACCGUUUAUGGUUCGAUGGGAAGCUGUGGUGAAGAGUUAUAACUACAGAGACAAAAUUGAGUUCUUUUUCAUUCGAUAUAAAACAACGUCCAAUCAAAACACCUACUUUGUGGUGGGACUUCCAGGAGACAACUACAAUUUACAGCAAUUUUCAAGGGAAGCGCAACAGAUCCUUUCGCGUUUUAGGACCAUAAAUAAAAUGUUUCGAAUCACACACUUUAAAAUGCCUCUUAUUGAACUUAGCCAUAAAACAGACGUCAAAGAAGUUCUUCAAACAUUGGGAGUUGUAGAUUUGUUUGAUUCAGGAGCAAGUAACUUGACUGGAAUCAGCACGGUUGAACAAUUAUAUGUUUCUGAGUUUACACAAAAGGCUUACAUAAACGUCAAUGAAAAUGGUACAGUAGCAGCAGCGGCAUCUGCAGCCACGGUACAAGGAAGAAGCCUGUCGAUCCCACGACAGGUAACCGUGGAUCGUCCUUUCUUUAUAGGAGUGUACCAAGAAAAAUCAAACAGCUUUCUAUUUCUUGGCAAAGUGGAAAACCCAUUAAGCAAUUGAGAUUAAAUAACUAUAGGAUUACGCAAGCAGAACAUGCGCAUAUUGUAACACGUUAUAACACGUUGUAAUGCGGACACAAAACGGACAGGAAACGAUAGACAUUCAACUGAUAACAAUAACAUCCGUUAACGCAGUGCAAACAAUAAAAUACUGUAAGAUGUGAUGACACGGGGUAUGGUAGACCGAUAUAAGCAGCGUUUUGUAAUAGGGCGUGAACACCCGGGCUUUUCAACAGCUGGGACAUUGUCAAUGAGCAGGGAAGCAUCUGUUUCACACUGGUCAUUUCGUAGUGACGAAAGAAACCAUAUAUUUUAAGAUUCGGGUACAGUUCUUUCGAAAAGUGGUGCGUUUCAACACGCUACAUGUUCAACUUGUGAUAAAAUAUCACGCGCAACGUUCGAUCAGCAGUAUAUUCGUCCUUAUGUUUAAUAUUAGUGUGUGACGCAUUUAUUCCAAUCAUCAUAAUGAACUGGAUGUUAGUUAAUUACGUGUGGGCGAUCUGCUUUAGCUUUAUGUAGUCGGCUACUGCGUUACGGAUAUGAGUGAAUUUUUGUUGUUGCGUGACCAGCUCCAAUAUUACGCUGUAAUAUGCAAACAACGAGGCGGAAUUUACCAUUGCGCCAGCCAUCUCAAUACACAAAAUGCUCGGUACACAAAUCCCGCACAGGGGAGUUUACCACCUACGCACCGAAAUGGGGAACUUGUUUAUGGUUUGGUCUUGCGACAGAACGGGUUUCCAGGGCACAUGAUACAGCUAGUGUAACUGAUAAUAUGAUAUAUUACGACUAUACGUGGCAAGCACACGUAGGUAUCGAAACCUAAUUCUCGGUCGCCAUUGUUGUGAUGGGAGUAUUUGCAUGGAGAAAAACGUCUUUCUGUUUCAUGUUUACUUUAUUCUAUUUAGGAACUCAAAUAGCAAAGUACAAUGUUGCACCAGCGCACACCAUUACGUGUGGCAGCGUGUGCAAAUACACGCAUAACAAUACAAAUACGAAAAGGCAAACACUUUAUUUUUCUAUUGUGGAGAAGUAGAUUACUGGUUAGUCGAACAAAGGCCAGAAGGUCACACUCAGUGUAAAGUCACCUCGAUUAGCACCUAGAGAUGUAGAACUAUGAACGCGUGACGUCAUAUAUACGUUAAGGAAAUACGUAGAAGGUAUAGAUAUACGCGCCCAAUCGUGUGGUGCCACGUGGGUACAAUCAACAUGAGUCAAUCCUAUUCAGGUGGGCCAAGUGGUUAGUGUUAGUUGCGUAUAAUGAUUAUGGAUCUGGACGGCCCUGAAACUGACUAAUUGCGAAAAUAGGACGGCGGUGAACAUCAAAGAUUUACAAA
Molecule: messenger RNA, 2592 nt
Organism: Ciona intestinalis (vase tunicate)
Lineage: Eukaryota; Metazoa; Chordata; Ascidiacea; Phlebobranchia; Cionidae
Source: RefSeq, a predicted model, not a curated record